UCGGGUUUCUUCUUCCAGUCUGCGGAGGGACUCCUGUUGUCUCUGGCUCGGUUCUCUCUCUCUCUCUCUCUCUCCCCUCUCUCUCUCUCUUUCUCUCUCCCCACCAAACUCUCGCUCCUUGGGUUUUGCGGUCCACUCAUGCGUCGGGAAUGCCAUGGCCACUCCGAGCGCACAGCAGCAGCACCAGGAUUAUUUCAGAUCGGUGAGCAGCGAGUCCACCACCUACAUGAUGGUCCCUGCCGGCGGGCCGAGCGGGACCGAGACCGGGACCGGGCGCAGGGAAGCGCCGUCCAAGAUGUUGGUAGCGAUGGUGGUGAUUGUCGUGGUGGUGCUGCAGAUCGCCUCCACCACGGGACUCUUUGUUUACCUGAACAUCUCCAUAUCACAGGUGCGAAGCCAGGGGGUGACAGAGGAGUUAAAGUGCCUGAGUUUACUGAAUGCUCUGGAUAAGGACCAGGACAUCCCAGACCCGCUGGCCCAGCUCUUCGGAGAGCACUGCAUCAAGCUGGCCGAAGGCAUAAAGGCCUACAUCUCCAAGGUGACGGAGAACAUCAUUUCCAAACAGACUUUAUUUGAGGCCAGAACCAUGCCCCGGUCUUUCAACAACUCGGGGUCAAAGUUCAUGACCUCGGUGGCCCAGAGGCCAUCUGCCCACUUGACCCUCCGAGACGCCGGCGCUCAAGGGUUUCCUCCGUACCAGACCCCCCCGCAGGGGCUGCACCAGUCCUGCCGCCACGUGGUUCGCUCCUGGGCCAACCAGAGCUUCGGAGCUCACCUGCACAACAUGACCCUGUCCAAUGGGAAGCUGCGAGUGCCCCAGGACGGGCGGUACUACCUGUACUCACAGGUGUAUUUCCGUUAUCCGUCCCCGGCCACGAACGAGGGGGACCAGCGCAGCGUCAGCCACCAGCUGGUGCAGUGCGUCUAUAAGAAAACCUCCUAUCCGAGCCCCAUCCAGCUCCUGAAGGGCGUGGGGACCAAGUGCUGGGCCCCGGACGCCGAGUACGCCCUGCACUCGGUGUACCAGGGCGGCCUGUUCGAGCUGCGGGCCGGCGACGAGCUCUUCGUCUCCGUCUCCUCCCCCACCAUGGUGAACGUCGACGACUCGUCCAGCUACUUCGGCGCCUUCCGCCUGGACCUCUGAGACGAAGCCGCGGCAGAGGAGAGGACAGACGGGGGUCGAACGGAUGAGCCGGGGACAGCGGGACCUUUUGAGACAUCCGUUGAUCGGAGGAAACGGGAGAGGGUCGUUUAGAGAGAGGGAGGAGCGUCGGACCUGGAUCCCCCCGGCGUCUGCCGGGUUGGAGAGAUUGACAGGCGAGGAAAAGGGAAAAGAAAAGAGUGGGCUCGUCUUUCCUGCUCUCCGUUAAAGAGAACACCGGCCGCCGAGAGCGAGAUCAAACAGAGACACGUGCAAUCAUGGGAAAUAAAUGUGAGGACGUUGAUUUACAGUCGAUUCUGAGGUUGGGAUUUGUUGUUGGGGAAAAAAAUCGAAGUCAAGCCACGGAAAAACUUCCAUUAAACGAUUCGGCCAAACCCCACCCCCACCCCCACCCCUGCAUCCCAGCUUCACCCUUGGAUUCCGACACUUAAUGGGUGAUGGAUUCUGGUUCCAGACCGAAGAAUGUACACGCAAUAAAAAAAAAAAAAAAUUGAAAAAAACAAACUUGAUGAUCCUUUGCAUCCAAGAUGUGAGGAGGGACUGAACGGUAGCGGAAGAAAAAUCAAAAGAUCAAACCAAAGCAACAGUAAAUUGUGGAGUUUCUUUCUUCUCUUUCUUUUUUUUUUUUUUUUUUAAGCGUGCCAUGAGCGUUCUGUACAUAUGAGUGGCUGAGAAUGAAAUUUACACAAUGAACUGUGGUGAUUUGAUAAAGUAAUUCUUCUGUAUUCCACUUGGACUGGACUCUGA
This is a messenger RNA of Salarias fasciatus (jewelled blenny), 1909 nucleotides long. RefSeq names its product TNF superfamily member 10, like (gene tnfsf10l). The transcript has 7 exons. Gene Ontology annotation, cellular component: membrane. NCBI's taxonomy places the organism in Eukaryota, Metazoa, Chordata, Actinopteri, Blenniiformes, Blenniidae. Gene Ontology annotation, biological process: immune response. The record is from RefSeq and is a predicted model, not a curated record. Gene Ontology annotation, molecular function: tumor necrosis factor receptor binding. The coding region runs from base 155 to 1144 and encodes 329 amino acids.